GGUAUAGAGGAAGGAAUAUCUCAAAUCACUCAAAAAAGUCAUGACAGCAGACAAGUGUUUGUUUUCAAUUUUCCACUGGAUAUCACAUUUAAGAGCACAAACCCUUUUGGAUGUGAGUUUGUUAGUAUUAGUCGUUGAAAUGUUUAGGCAAACAAUAAAUCACAACGUGUUCCUUACCUCGAAAAUAAUUUGAUGCUCAAAAUAUUUUUAAAAUGUUCCUGACUUAUACUACGAAUCGAACUCCUUCGUCAGUUCAGUGACUCUGUACGCCAUGUUGAUUACCCGAUUCUAGAAGCCUAAGACGUAGUACAAAUAUUGAAAUAAGCCGUACAGAUUUAGUAAAAACUUUAAUCAAAGCGAAAAUGAUAAACGUUUCUUGCAAUCAUCAUGUGUUUAGCACUUUCCCUCGUUCGAAAAAUAUAAGCGCCAUAUUGAAAAAUUCUGAUGUGCGACUAGACUACCAUGAAACGGUGAUCGCUAGAUAGUAUACUUCAAAAUAAGGUUUCCGUUUUUAUAACGUAGAAAAAAAUAUCCUAACGCAAAACUAAACCCUAACCCUAAUACUAACCCCAACCUAACCUUUAACCUAAACCCUAACCUAACCCUAACUUAUUUUAAUUAUUUUAAAAAUUGAUAUAAAAACGGAAACCUUAUUUUGAAGUAUACUAUCUAGCAAUUGCCACCAUGAAAUCUACCAUGAUGCUUUGUAAUUCCGCAUUUGGCCGCAAUGGCCUAAAUACGACAUUGUAAUCAUUAGUAACCAUGGGCGUACCGGAAGGAAAAAAUUAGGGGGGCGGAAAGAAAAUUGCCCGACUUUUCGAAUUCUGCCCGACUAGUAUCAAAAAAAUUUUUCCGGAAAAAUUAUUUUGGCGACCUCCCCCCCACCCCCACCCCCCCAACCUAUUUUUUUCGGAACAUAAAAAUUUUCGAAAAAAACUCAAAAAAUUGACUUAAUUUUACACAAAAUUGACUUAGUUUUAGACACAAUUGACAGAAUUUGUCCCAUUUUUGUUAUUGCAAGCCAAAAUUGCCCGACUGUUGAUCGAAUAUUGCCCGACUGCCCAGAAAACUGGGGGGGGCUGCCGCCCCCCCCGCCCCCCCGCCCGGUACGCCUAUGUUAGUAACUUAUUAACCGAACGCGAGGUUUGUACAGAGAAAUAUCGGACCAAGGUCUUUUUUGUACAGACUGAGUCCGUAGGGUGAGGUUUGUACAAAAGACCGAGUUUCGAUAUUUCUCUGUACACACCGAGCAAGCGAGGUUAAUAAAAGGUUUAUUAUAUGGCAUUUAUACUUGAAACUUCGAUUUGGUCGAAGAAAACAAAAAAUACCAAUGUAUUCCUUCUUUUCCACUAAAAACCAUUCGCAGAUAUCUUAUUAAUAACAAAUUAAAUUAUAAUUUUCAAUUAAUUUUGCUGCUUUGUUUUAAAAUGCAUGCGCUUGUUUUUACGUACUGGACCGCCGGUCUAUUACGGGAAAAUAAUGGACCGCUGAAAGUGCGUCUCAGCCAAUCACAGUCCGCCAUUUCACCGGAAGUGAUGCUUGCCAUGUAAUAAUACAAUUUCAAGUAUAUGGUUAUACAUUCUAGGGCCACAAUUGGUAGUCAGCUGUUAUGGACCAGAUGCGUUUGGUCAUGAUGUUGUCAGAGGCUACGGAGCGGUCCACGUACCAAUUUCUCCAGGAAGGUAGAUGUCUAAUUUAAUGAGCGAUCUACCUCAUUUAAGGUGGCUCCCUACAGUUGUGUAAACAUGCGACUGGUAACGAAAUGACGUGAUUUUGUCAAGAAAAUUUGAAUUUCACCGCGCAAGGUUUGUAAUGCAAUAACUUGUUUUUCCUUCGGUCAAUUUUUCUGAAAUUUUGUAUUUUAGAAGUACUGGUCAUUUAUUGCAAUAUACUCAAUUUUUUAAAAAUUCUAUAAAACAGUUUUUGUGGAACAAAUUUUGCGCAAUAUCUCAAAAAUUGAAUUUAUAACCCCCCUAACUUUUUGAUGGAAUCUUCCACUACAUAUUUUGCGUCAUUGUGAAGACCUUAUUUUUCCGCUGCUGUUUCUUUACAACUGUAGGGAGCCACCUUAAUUCAGUAUAAAACCUUGUGAAAAAUUUCUCAACAGCCAUCGAUAACAAAAAAGAUACAUGUACUUCUUAAUGUUUCAAGCAAAGGUCGUCCUCUUAACUCUUCUGACAACGGAAACACGUUCAUUAUGACUUUGUUUUAGAUUUAUUUGUGAUGUUUUCUUUGUUGGGCUAGUAUUCCAAAAGUCGUUGGUUCGAUUCCCACCGUGGCCAGGCAUAUUUUUCAAGCUUUCCCGGUGUGGAUAUACACUCAGAGUAUUAUUUAUACACUCAGAGUAUUAUUUAUUUAGCUUUGCCAACUAGGGCAGGGUCACCACAACAGCAUAUGCCAAUUACUGCGGGACCUUUUAGCUAUAACCCACCCUGUCAACUUUCCCAAUUAUUUGUUUCAGUCACUCACGAGAAAUUCCAAUGUUUGUGCCAGAAUCAUCAUCAAGACUUCAAAAGUUCACUAGGUAUGUGUUGUUGCUGUUGCUGUUGUUGCUCCUGUUGUUGUUGUUGCAUCUGCUGCUGUUGUUGUUGUUGUUCCUGGUGCUAAUGUUCCUGUUGCUCCUGCUGUUGUUGUUGUUGUUGUUGUUGCUCCUGCUGUUGUUGCUACCGCUAUUUGUGUUGAUGCUGCUGUUGUUGUUGCUGCUGUUGUUGUUGCUGUUGUUGUUGCUGCUAUUGUUGUUGCUGCUGUUGCAUCUGCUGUUGUUGUAGGGUUGUUGUUGUUGUUGUUGUUGUUGUUGCUAUUGUUGUUGCUGUUGUUGUUGUUGCUGUUGCUGUUGUUGUUGUUGUUGUUGUUGCUGUUGUUGCUGGUGUUGUUGCUGCUGGUGUUUCUGUUGUUGUUUUGCUGCAACUGCUGGUGUUGGUGGUGUUGUUGUUGUUGGUGAUUCUGGUAUUUUCUUUGUUUAUAAUGUUUUCUUAUUUGUUUCGUUAGUUGGUUUUUAGGAAGAAGACCUGAAUUUGUUGAUCCCAAAGUUAUUGCCCAGAGUGAAGGACGCGAAGGUACGUUACGUCUAAUGUCUUUGCGGAGGUCUUGUUACACACUGGUGAAGAUCAGGUGCAAGUACUGACUUACGUGAACUAUCCCACGCAACCGCAUGAUCAAAACAAAACAAAAAUUGACCGGACUUUUUUUUAAAAAAGAGCCAUUUUUGAAAGGUUUCUAAUGGAAAAAAGCGUUGAAUAAUACUUCGUUUUGAGUGCCAAAUCACUUGCGAGUCUAUACAGCAAUUCUAUACAUAUGAUACGAAUAUCACUAGACCAAAAAAUAGCUACGAAACAAUGUUUUUAAAUUUUUUUUAAAUAUACACUGUCAACUGUAAAACAUUUGCAAAAUUGCAUACAAACGUUUAAAAAGUUGUUUACUUCUCAAGAAAACGACGUUUUUAGUCUUGUUUCUGCAAGAUUAAUUUAAAGUGAUUAUAUGUAAACAGAAAAAUAUUUCAGUUUCAUAGCCUAAUUGUUUAUUUUUAGCAAAAACUACAAAACCAAACAUGAAACAAAAAAAAACACGUCCACCCAUAGGCAGCCCACUAAACGACUGAAUUUAAAUUAAAACUACAAUGAAAUUAUAAAAUUUAACGAAAAUAAUCACAAAUUAGCGAAAUAUAUUGCAAAAUGUAGCUUAUAUUAAAUCUCCACUCGAUUGACCUAUCGGCGAACUGACGUAUAUUAAAGUAUACCUUAAUAUACGUCAGUUCGCCGAUAGGUCAAUCGAGUGGAGAUUUAAUAUAAGCUACAUUUUGCAAUAUAUUUCGCUAAUUUGUGAUUAUUUUCGUUAAAUUUUAUAAUUUCAUUGUAGUUUUAAUUUAAAUUCAGUCGUUUAGUGGGCUGCCUAUGGUCCACCUGUUUAUAAUAGGCUGUUCCAGCUGAUAGAUUGAGUGAACGUACUAAACGGCAGGGUUCAAUUAGCUUCAACCUUAACGAGGUUUUGUUGUUUUCAUCGAUUUGAUCCUUCACAAUAAUCCUUGGCUGUCCAUGGCACUCGAAUAAAUCGAAAAGUUGACAAAAACAAAACAGUAAAAACAACAUUGCCGCUAGAUUUUGCUGAAUGAAAGCUCGUUCUGCGCCCGCGUACAAUCUUUUACUAGUCAGCGACGCUUUUCAAUAAGGGGAAUUUAAUUUCUCGAGUUGCACGAGGCUAUUUUCUAAUACAUUUAUUGACAGUCAUCUUUGGUUUAUUUUCUUGCAUAAUACUACUUCUUGCACAAAUAGACUAUAAUUAUUUGUAGUUUUUAGGUUGCUUCAUUCGUUAUUCCGCUAGAAUUUUCACCGAAAAGGCAAAACAUCGAAGUCGCUUCCAUUUUGAGUUUUUGACAACCUGCGGAACAUUUGUUGACACAUGCGCAGACGUUUUUUCGCGGUGUUGGGACCCGACCAUUGGAAUGUUGUUAAUAUUUCGCACCUUCCGAACUUUCUUGAAUUGAAUCUCUAGUCUGUAUUAAUUUACAAUUAGCAUAGCGAACCAGAAAAGUGUUAAAAAUUCAGUAUAAUAUAUAAGGGAAAAAAGUAUGAGAGUAUUUAGAAUUAUUGUCAUCUUUUUCGUACACAUUUUUCUUAAUCAACUAGCUGAACAAGCUAGGCUAAGUUACACUAUACUUUAAAGGUGUUUACAUUUUGAACUCAGUGCUACAGUUGUAAAAUAUACGAUUAGAUAUAUACUUAUUACAACUAUUCCUGCUCUGAGGGCAGCCACCUACUUUCUCAACCUACCAAAACAAUAAUCAAAAUUUAAUGUUACAGUAACAAAAUUAUUAUUUUAUAGUAACACGAGUGCGAUCCCAGGGAGGUAUCAAGGUAACAUGGAAUGUUAUCACAAGAGAUACGAAAAAACUUGGUUAUGAUUGCGAACCAGCAAGCGUUGCAAUUCCUUCGCUGUAUAAUCCUACGACUGCUGCCACCUCGGUACGUUCCGCAGAUGAUGGCGAGAAUGGAUCUAUGUUGAAAGAAAGUCAAACCGCGAUAGAGUGA
Paramuricea clavata is the source of this 5024-nucleotide messenger RNA. The record is from the annotation of a GenBank genome assembly. NCBI's taxonomy places the organism in Eukaryota, Metazoa, Cnidaria, Anthozoa, Malacalcyonacea, Plexauridae.